Messenger RNA from Erigeron canadensis, 1052 nucleotides. Its product is annotated as ATP-dependent Clp protease proteolytic subunit 4, chloroplastic-like. Gene Ontology annotation, cellular component: endopeptidase Clp complex. The transcript has 2 exons. The coding region runs from base 42 to 893 and encodes 283 amino acids. Gene Ontology annotation, molecular function: ATP-dependent peptidase activity; ATPase binding; serine-type endopeptidase activity. The record is from RefSeq and is a predicted model, not a curated record. Lineage: Eukaryota; Viridiplantae; Streptophyta; Magnoliopsida; Asterales; Asteraceae. Gene Ontology annotation, biological process: protein quality control for misfolded or incompletely synthesized proteins.
GACAAAGAACACCAAUUUCCCAUUAUCUUCAACAACACACAAUGGAGUGUAUCUCCUUCUCCACCACCGCCACUCUCCGACACUUUCUUCCCUCAAAACCCCUUCAAUCCAUCUCCCUCCGCCGUCUUCCAAUCUGCUCAAAAAUCCAGUCUUUUUCGUCCCCUUCACAAACCCUACAAUCUAGAAAUCUUGGAAUUUCAGCAUCUUCGCCGCAGACACCGGCGACGGCGAUGAGAGGGGCGGAAUCGGAUGCAAUGGGUUUGUUGUUCAGAGAAAGGAUUGUAUUUUUAGGGACCCAAAUUGAUGAUUUUGUUGCAGAUGCUAUUAUUAGUCAGUUGCUUUUGUUGGACGCCCAAGAUCCUACUAAAGAUAUCAGGCUUUUUAUUAAUUCUUCUGGUGGCUCUCUCAGCUCUUCCAUGGCUAUUUAUGAUGUCUUGAAGCUAGUGAGGGCUGAUGUAUCAACAAUUGCGCUGGGCAUAUCAGCAUCAACAGCUACUCUAGUUCUUGGUGGUGGAACUAAAGGUAAACGUCUUGCAAUGCCUAAUACGAGAAUUAUGAUCCACCAACCAAUGGGAGGUGCUAGUGGACAAGCGAUAGAUGUUGAAAUUCAAGCCCGAGAAAUGAUGAAUAACAAGGAGAACGUGAUCAAAAUCUUAGCAGAAUCUACUGGUCGGUCUUAUGAACAAGUUCAGAAAGACAUUGACAGGGAUCGGUAUUUUUCUCCUAUUGAAGCAGUUGAAUACGGAAUAAUCGAUGGGGUUAUAGACGAAGAUAGCAUUAUACCACUUGAACCUGUCCCAGAUCGAGUUAAAUCUACCCUCAGUUAUGAUGCAAUUAGCAAAGAUCCUGAGAAAUUCUUGAAUCCCGACAUACCUGAUGAUGAAAUUUACUAGUUGGAAGGUAACUACUGCCCGAAGACAAAUUUACAGUCAUUAGACUUUGUAGUGGUAAAAAUUAAAGUGAUAAAGCAGUUUCAUUUGUAUUUGUUGUAUCUCUUAAGUUAAAUAAUGACAUUGAGACUAUUUUCAUAAAUUGCAAAUUUGUUCUUUAGA